GUCCUUGUAGCAGUGAUACGAGGUGUAUAUUCGUGACUAUCUUGAUAUAAAAACAACGUUGCGUCGAGGUUGCAAUCGACGUAUGCUGGAGAAACUAACAACAUUGGGUUAAAACCAUAAAAGUACAAUGAGGCUAAUUCUUCUCAUGUUAGUGGUUGUUCAUGUUUGUUUUUCAUCAGAGAUUUAUAGAGUUCCUGUUUUCAUUCAAAACCACCAGCUGGUAGUUGAUAUAUCACUGAAUCGACAAGAUAAUUCAAUGAUAGUUAGCACAAGUACUUCCAAUUUACCAAGGGAUUUUCUGCCAACGGCAAAUUACCAUGACUUUAAUACGAGUAUGAAGGCGUUCAAAAGCAUUGACAGUGGUGAAUGUUAUAUAAUGCAGACAUCUGAAACAAUUGGCAUGGUUGAUCAGGUACUUGAUAAUAUAAUCAGGCAUAACUUUCAGCAACAUCCAAUAGAACAGUGCUCCAAAGCAGACAAUCACCUUUUAUCAGAUGCCGAAGUUGAAUCGAUUGCUGGCAGGCGUAUCAGAGACUUCUGUUCCGGAUAUAAGAGCUACACAAGUAAACGAGUCAGAAGGGAAGCAUCCUCUCUAACAGAAAAUCAAGAUGACCACAUAGUUAUUGGACAACACAAUUUGUUUUGUUUCCUUUGUUUGAGGUCAUCUAGUUGCUGAUUAAAUGGUUCUUUGUUAUAACCAGAGAUUAUCAACAAUAAAAAUGAAAUAAAGUAAUGUUGAAGUGA
Messenger RNA from Mytilus trossulus (common blue mussel), 744 nucleotides. RefSeq lists its product as uncharacterized. The transcript is spliced from 7 exons. Lineage: Eukaryota; Metazoa; Mollusca; Bivalvia; Mytilida; Mytilidae. The coding region runs from base 128 to 676 and encodes 182 amino acids. The record is from RefSeq and is a predicted model, not a curated record.